CCCUCCCGGCAGUUAUGGCGGCGCUCGGGGGCGGCGCGCAGAUCCCCGAUGGCGAGUUCACGGCGGUCGUGUACAGGCUGGUCCGCGACGCCCGCUACGCCGAGGCCGUGCAGCUGCUGAGCGGGGAGCUCCAGCGGAGCCCCAAGAGCCGCGCCGGCCUCUCGCUGCUCGGCUACUGCUACUACCGCCUGCAGGAGUUCGCGCUGGCGGCCGACUGCUAUGAGCAGCUGGGCCAGCUGCACCCCGAGCUGGAGCAGUACCGCCUGUACCAGGCCCAGGCGCUCUACAAGGCCUGCCUCUACCCGGAGGCCACCCGGGUCGCCUUCCUCUUGGACAGCCCUGCCUAUCACAGCCGGGUCCUGCGCCUGCAAGCUGCCAUCAAGUACAGCGAGGGCGACCUGCCUGGGGCCAGAAGUCUGGUGGAACAGCUGCUGAGUGGGGACGGGGGAGACGACAGUGCUGGGGAGACUCAGACUGAUGGCCAGGUGAACCUGGGCUGCCUGCUCUACAAAGAGGGACAGUAUGAGGCUGCGUGUUCCAAGUUCUCUGCGGCCCUGCAAGCCUCAGGCUACCAGCCUGACCUUUCUUACAACCUAGCUUUGGCCCAUUACAACAACCGGCACUAUGCCCCAGCUCUGAAGCAUAUUGCAGACAUUAUUGAGCGUGGCAUUCGCCAGCACCCAGAGCUGGGUGUAGGCAUGACCACAGAAGGCAUUGAUGUUCGCAGUGUGGGCAACACCGUAGUCCUUCACCAGACUGCUCUGGUGGAAGCCUUCAACCUCAAGGCAGCCAUAGAAUAUCAACUGAGAAACCACGAGGCUGCUCAGGAAGCCCUCACUGACAUGCCACCUAGAGCAGAGGAAGAGUUAGAUCCUGUGACUCUACACAACCAGGCACUAAUGAACAUGGAUGCCAAGCCAACGGAAGGGUUUGAAAAACUCCAGUUUUUGCUCCAGCAGAACCCCUUCCCUCCAGAGACCUUUGGCAACCUGUUAUUACUCUACUGUAAGUAUGAGUAUUUUGACCUAGCAGCAGAUGUCCUGGCAGAGAACGCCCACUUGACUUAUAAGUUCCUCACACCCUAUCUCUAUGACUUCUUGGAUGCCAUGAUCACUUGCCAGACAGCUCCUGAAGAGGCUUUCGUGAAGCUGGAUGGGCUAGCAGGGAUGCUGACUGAACAGCUGCGGAAACUCACUAUACUAGUACAGGAAGCAAGACACAACAGAGAUGAAGAAGCUGUCAAAAAAUCAGUGAAUGAAUAUGAUGACACUCUGGAGAAGUAUAUCCCUGUGUUGAUGGCCCAGGCAAAAAUCUACUGGAACCUUGAAAAUUACACAAUGGUGGAAAAGAUCUUCCGUAAAUCUGUGGAAUUCUGUAGUGACCACGACGUGUGGAAGCUGAACGUGGCACAUGUUCUGUUCAUGCAGGAGAACAAAUACAAAGAAGCCAUCGGUUUUUACGAACCCAUAGUCAAGAAGCAUUACGACAACAUUCUGAAUGUCAGUGCUAUUGUACUGGCAAAUCUCUGCGUUUCAUAUAUUAUGACAAGUCAAAAUGAAGAGGCUGAGGAGCUGAUGAGGAAGAUUGAAAAGGAAGAAGAGCAGCUCUCCUAUGACGACCCAGAUAAAAAAAUCUACCACCUCUGCAUUGUGAAUUUGGUGAUAGGCACACUCUAUUGUGCCAAAGGGAAUUAUGACUUUGGCAUUUCUCGAGUUAUCAAAAGCUUAGAACCGUAUGGUAAAAAACUGGGAACUGACACCUGGUAUUAUGCCAAAAGAUGCUUCCUGUCCCUAUUAGAAAACAUGUCAAAACACACAAUCAUGCUGCGUGACAAUGUUAUUCAAGAAUGUGUGCAGUUUCUUGAGCAUUGUGAAGUUCAUGGUAGGAAUAUACCUGCCGUUAUCGAGCAACCCCUGGAAGAAGAAAGAAUGCACUCUGGGAAGAAUACAGUCACCUAUGAAUCCAGACAGCUGAAAGCCUUGGUUUAUGAGAUAAUAGGAUGGAAUAUGUAGUAGUGUCUAAUAGUGAUUUUUAUAAUGACUUUGUGCUUUGUUUUAUCUUUAUCCUUUUGCCUAUUUAUAUUUGUUACAUAUUGAACUUUAAUAUUAUAAUAAAAAUAAGUAGGCUUAUGUUUUGGAAAUCAGCACAAAAUUCCUAACUUUGACACAUAAAAAGACUUCAUCAAAAAAUUUAAAACUGAAUGGGGACAUUAUGGGUCCUAGAACUUUAAGUGCCUAUACUCUCUCUCUUCAUUGUACUCUGAAGGCUCCUAACCCAAAUAUUCAAGAGAUUUGACACUAUGAACAAUAGUACUUGCUAGUUACUGUAUAAAAUUUAUAGUUUUAAUAAUUUCAGGGUUUUUUUUUUCUGUUUCACAUUAACCUCAGAUGUUUAAUUUGUAAUUAAUACAUGCAUUUUAUAUAUACAUUAGAUUGUCUUGGUAGGGUUUUUCAAUAAAAUUUAAUAUUUUAUUUAAUC
Erinaceus europaeus (western European hedgehog) is the source of this 2478-nucleotide messenger RNA. It is a transcript of the gene IFT70B, whose product is annotated as intraflagellar transport 70B. Bases 15 to 2012 code for a protein of 665 amino acids. Gene Ontology annotation, biological process: intraciliary transport. Gene Ontology annotation, cellular component: intraciliary transport particle B; axonemal microtubule. Gene Ontology annotation, molecular function: intraciliary transport particle B binding; protein binding. Lineage: Eukaryota; Metazoa; Chordata; Mammalia; Eulipotyphla; Erinaceidae. The record is from RefSeq and is a predicted model, not a curated record. The transcript has a single exon.